This is a messenger RNA of Serinus canaria (Common canary), 1557 nucleotides long. It is a transcript of the gene STAC3, whose product is annotated as SH3 and cysteine rich domain 3. NCBI's taxonomy places the organism in Eukaryota, Metazoa, Chordata, Aves, Passeriformes, Fringillidae. Gene Ontology annotation, molecular function: protein binding. Gene Ontology annotation, biological process: positive regulation of protein localization to plasma membrane; skeletal muscle contraction; positive regulation of voltage-gated calcium channel activity. The transcript has 12 exons. Gene Ontology annotation, cellular component: extrinsic component of cytoplasmic side of plasma membrane. The annotation marks the transcript as partial. The record is from RefSeq and is a predicted model, not a curated record.
AUGGUCCCAAAGGGGAGCUCCAACCCCAGGCUGGUUCCAGCUCCCACCUCGGUGCCAGCCACAGCCAGGCAGGGAGCUCAGGGCAGCCUGGCACCAGUGGGAUGCCAGCUCCUGCCAUGCCAGCAGAGCCUGCACCGGCAGGUUUGGUGCCAGGGGGUGCGAGGCAGCCACGCCACCCCAUGCCAGCCCCCACUGCUGCCCCUCUGCCCGCUGUGCCAGCAGCCUGCAACGCCCCAGCUGGACCCGGAGCCUUUGCUGUGCCCAGCUCCCGGCACCCUCCGUGUGCCCAAUUCCCGGAGCCCUCUCUGUGCCCGGUUCCUUCUUUAUCCCGGGCCAGGCUGGGGGGGCCCCUGGCACGCCCAGCAACCACCAACGCAAAUAGCCGGUGCCUCCUCCGCCCGCCGCCGCCCGGCGCACGCUGGGGCUCCAAUUUCCCGGCGUCAGCCCCCGCCACCGCUCAGCUGUCGUCCCCCUGUGCCCUGUCACUCCGCUGGCCCCGGCACCGCCGCGGCUGCCGCCGCCACCGAGCGCUGCGGGCUCUGCGGCCACCGGGGCCCGGCACCGGCCGCCCUGCGGGGGCUCCUUCAGCGCGGGGGGAGAGCGCCAAGCACAGGCAUGACGGAGAAGGAAGUGCCAGAGGCGCCGGCUUCACCUGCUUCAGGUGGGAAACCCAAGAGCCGGCAGCUGCAGAAGCUGAAGCGAAUUUUCCAGCGAAAACCCAAGGAGGAGGCGGUGCAGGAGCCGCAGCCCAACGGGGAGCUGGUCAGCCCCUCGGGGGGACCCAUCUACUACAUCUACGAGGAUGACGAAGAGGAGGAAGAGGAGGAGGAGCCCGAGCCCCCUCCCGAACCGGAGAAACUCGUUAACGACAAACCGCACAAGUUCAAAGACCAUUACUUCAAAAAGCCCAAAUUCUGCGAUGUUUGUGCCCGCAUGAUCGUCCUCAACAACAAAUUUGGCCUGAGGUGCAAGAACUGCAAAACCAACAUCCACCACCACUGCCAGACCUACGUGGAGAUGCAGCGCUGCUUCGGCAAGAUCCCUCCCGGGUUCCGGCGGGCGUACAGCUCCCCCCUCUACAGCGACCAGCAGUUCGUCGGCACCAAGGACCAGCUCGCGAACAGGAGCGACCCCGUGUUCGAGACGCUGCGGACGGGGGUGAUCAUGGCCAACAAGGAGCGCAAGAAGGGGCAGGACGACAAGAAAAACCCCCUGGCUGCGAUGAUGGACGAGGAGCCGGAGGCCGCGAAGCCGGUGGGGAGCAAAGCUGAGGGUGGCGCCUCCGAGGGGGACAAGAAGGCUGAGAAGAGCCCAACAGAUGACAAGAGCAAGAAGCCACCGCCGGGGGGGUUCCUGCAGUCCCACUACUUCGUGGCACUUUAUCGCUUCAAAGCCCUGGAGAAGGACGACCUGGACUUCCCGCCGGGGGAGAAGAUCACGGUGGUCGAUGACUCCAACGAGGAGUGGUGGCGGGGGAAGAUCGGGGAGAAGGUCGGGUACUUCCCCCCCAACUUCAUCAUCCGGGUGCGGGCGGGCGAGCGGGUGCACAAGGUGACG